AUGGAAUGUGUGCUCGAGGCGGAUCCCAAGCCUGAAAUCGUGUGGCAACAUUCCGGCACUCCAAUGUCCCCAUCGUCCCGUGUGGAACAGGAGUUGAAACCACAAGGCGGAAAUCUUUUCAUUGCUAUCCUUAGCAUUAAGGAGCCAAACGCUGGCGAUGGUGGUGCCUAUCGUUGCACGGCUAAAAAUACCCACGGAGAAAGCAAUGCCAACAUUAACCUCAAUUUUGCAGGAGGUGGCGAAGAGCCGAAAUCCCGUGGUCCGACAUUUGUUGGUAAACCGCGUAUCAUUCCAAUGGAUGGAGGAGCAAGAAUUGUGAUGGAAUGUCGCGUCAAAUCCUCCACCCCACCAACGGCUAAAUGGAGCAAGGAUGGUAUCCCCAUUUCCGGCUCGCAAUUUCACGAGCUCUUUCAAGAUCUCGGCGAGCAAACCUAUCUCUGCCAGCUUGAGAUUCAUGGUCCAUCCACUUCGGAUGCUGGCCAAUAUCGAUGCACUUUGAAGAACGCUGAAGGAGAGACAAACGCAAAUUUGGCGCUCAACUUCGAAGAACCCGACGAGGAACCACCACCAGCUGAGGAGAAAAGAAAAGGAAGAAGACCGAACGUUCGCCAUCAGGACGAUCGGAGAGAUCAGCCUCUCCCCGUCCUGGAUCACCAAAGUAAAGAAGCGUCUCCAGGGAAAACCACACGCUCUCGCACUUCAACGCCGGUGAUGGGCGACGAGUUGACACCCGAUCAGGCAAAAACGCGACGUGGCAGUAGCAAGCUGGCUGAAGGGGAAAACGGCUCAUCAAAGCGUGUCCGUGAACGAUCAACGUCAGCUCUCACCGCUGAGGAGAAAAAACAGCGCACAAAGAGCCCCGGAUUAGAGGAUAUCCCGCAAAAGUCCGAAGUUGAGGAGUCAAAAUAUGAAUCGUCUAAUUAUGGUCGUGAGACGACGACGAGGAAAGAUGAAGCGGUGAAUAAAGACUCCUCAUUGACCGAUUUGCCGAAUAACGCGCGCGAGAAGUUCCGACGAGCGCCCGUUGUCGUCGAGCCGGCUACAUCAAAGGCAGUCCGUUCUGGUAGCUCAGUGACGCUGGAAGUGGAAUGGCAAUGCCAUACAUCGACCACGAUCAGCUGGUUCAAAGACGGAACAGAGAUUCGAUCGAGUCGAGAUCACAUCACCUCGUUUGAUGGUCGUUAUUCCCGGUUGACCAUCAACAAUGUGACAAGAAAUCUCACUGGUGUUUACAAAUGCUAUGCUCGAUCCGAAUACGGUGAUGGAGAGAGCUCAGCGGCUGUUCAUCUUGAAGAUGAAAAGAAUAAUUAUGAGGAAGAGCAACUUAAAUCCGAAGAUGAGAGUAACUAUGCGAAAAGCAGGAAAAGUCCCAGUCCCGCUUAUCGCAAGAAAUCUCCAGUGGCAAGCCGAGAAAGCAGUCUCAGACCUGAUGCGAAUCGUGCCGGCUCCCGUCCCGCAGCCGAUGAUGAGAUCUCUGAAGUCGAUGGAAUCCCAUCAUCGGGCCUCACGAUUCCCGACUCGAUUCGUCGCGAGUUAAUGGGUGAAAUGGACAAUUCGGAGGAUGAAGUCUCCGAGUCCAUCUCCGAAUUGCCAUCCUUUGCUGGGGGUGCGCCGAAACCAGCUCGCAAGCGUGUCUCCACUACGCAAGAGGCGAAAGAUCAACAAGUUGGCGUGAAAAAGACGAGUUUCGCUGAUGGAACGAAACCCGAACAAGUGACACCGCCAAAAUCUCUGCUGAAGACUCGACAAAAAGAGCAAGCUAAAGAAGCGAUUGAGGAUCCGAAAAAGAGCUUAAAAGGGAGGCAAGUUGGGCGAAAAGAAGAGACGAAUCCGUUAGAAGGAGUGAAACUGAAGAAAGUGGCACAGAAACCGAAAGAUGAUGAUAGUCCCGGACAAUCGAGGAGAGGAUCCAUGUGGGAGAGCGACUCGUCCCGUCGCGAUUCUGUCCGUCGUGGUUCUGUAGAUCUUCGUCGUGAAUCGAUCUCGGAACUCCUUGAGAAAGCUCAAACCCCGCUAAAAGCUGUUGGUGGAGCGGGAACUCCGGCGAAAAUUGUCGAUUUUGACGAAAGUGUCACUGUUCUUGAGAAUGAAACCGCAGCCCUGACCAUCAAAAUCGAAGGCGACCCGGUGCCAAAGAUUACAUGGAAAAAGGGAAUGAGAGAGGUGAUGAGCGGUGGCCGUUUCAAGCAGCAUACGAAUGGAGAGGAGAACAAAGCGCAUCUAGCGAUCAGCAAGUGUCGAAAUCAAGAUGAUGGAGUCUAUUCUGUGACUGUCUCGAAUUCACACGGUAGCGAUACCGCCGAGAUUAAACUCCUCGUCACCACCGACAACCAAGGAGGAGCAGAUUUUAGGGCAAUGCUCAAAAGAAGAGAUACCUCAAGUGGUCAACAAAAAGAGCCCAAAGAGAAAGAGUUGAGCGAGGCUGAGAGGAGACAGAGUUUGUUCCCGGGCAAAAAGGUUGAGCAAUGGGUGGAACCGUUGAAAGAUAAACGGGUUCAGCAAUUGACAGACAAAAUUGUCGAAUGGAAGUGCACGUACUCGCGGACGAACGCGAAAAUUCGCUGGUACAAAGAUAGGAAAGAAAUAUUCUCUGGUGGAUUGAAAUAUAAGAUUGUGAUCGAAAAAGCCACGUGCACACUCAUCAUCAAUAAUCCCGAAGUCGACGACUCGGGCAUGUACACUUGUGAGGCGAAUGGAGUAAAAACAAAUGCGAAUCUCGUUGUUGACGAGCCUCCAAUGAAGUACAGUUUCGUGAAUCCACUGCCAAACACACAAGAAGUUUAUCGCACAAAGAAUGGAGUCCUCACGUGUAAAGUCAACUCAGCAAGAGCACCGUUGAAAUGGUUGAGAAAUGGGAAACCGAUUGAUGAAAAUGAUAAGCGCUUUACGAUUGACAAGGAUCCUGUGGGUCGUUGCACGGUGACCAUUCACGAGAUUGUGCAAGAAGAUGAGGGAGAAUGGACAGCGUACAUCAGUGAGGAUGUACUAUCGAAAGUUCAAGUUUAUGUUGAAGAGCCACGAGACACUUUCGUGAUCCCAUUGAAAUCGCAAAGAGUUGACGAGAGAGGGACAACAUUUCUUGAAUGUGAUGUCAAUGAUAAAGAUGCUGAUGUACAGUGGUGGCACGAUGGAGUCAAGAUCGAACCUGAUGGUAAACAUUUCAAAGAAGAGCGUACGAUGAGAAAGCGUCGUUUGCAUGUGAUUGGAGCAAGGAUUGAGGAUCAUGGAGAGUAUAAAUGUAAAACAAAAGAUGACACGACGAUGGCUCAACUCAUUGUUGAACCCCUUAACAAGUUCAUCGUUCCUCUCAAAGACAUGGAUGUAAUCGAGAAAGAAACAGUUGAUCUCCGUUGUGAGACAAAGGACACAAAAACGCCUGGCACAUGGUUUGUUAAAGGAAAGCCAAUUUCAUCAAAACCUGGUGGGAAAUUCGAGUGUAGCUCGAGAAAUGGAGUGCACACAUUGAAGAUCUCGAAGAUCGAGAUGGGUGAAGGGGACACGUACGAGUUUGAUCAGGCUGGCCUUCGAGGCUCUUGCCUAGUCACAGUUGGUGAGGGUGAGAAGAAACCUGUCUUUAACUGGAAACCAAAAACAAUCGAGGCGAAAGCUGGAGAACCGUGUGAAGUGAGAAUCCCGUUCUCAAUCAAGGGACAGCGAAAUUUACCGAAAAUUCGCUUACUAAAGAAUGGACAACCCGUCGAUUUGGAUAAAAUGAGAGAUCUUGUUGAGGUGGUGAUUGAAGGCGACGAGGCAGUGAUCAAAUGGAAGAACCCAGCGCUCGCCGAUGCCGGGAAAUGGGCUCUCGAGUUGGGGAAUUCAGCUGGAACAGCCCUUGCACCAUUUGAGCUCUAUGUUAAGGAUAAACCAAAGCCACCGAAAGGCCCAUUGGAGACAACGAAUGUUACCGCUGAGGGCUGUGAUCUCAAAUGGGGAGAAGGAGAUAAAGGCGAGGAGAACCCGGCAAAAGCUUACAUUGUUGAGAUGCAAGAGGGACGAUCGGGUCAAUGGGCGAAAAUUGGAGAGACAAAGGGAGCUGGUUUCAAGGUGAAAGACCUCAAAGAACAUGGCGAGUACAAGUUCCGAGUGAAAGCACUGAACGAUGUCGGAUUGUCCGAUCCAUUGACUGGAGAGACGAUCCUCGCCAAGAAUCCUUACACUGUGCCCGGAAAACCGAGAAAUAUGGACUUCGUCGAUGUCGAUAAUGAUCACAUCACGAUUGCCUGGGAUCCACCAGAGGAUGACGGUGGAGCACCAUUAGAAGAGUAUAUCAUUGAGAGGAGAGAGAAGAGUGAAAAGGAUUGGAAUCGUGUUGGCUCGAUUGCGCAUGAUCCAAAAGAGGCUAAGCAGACGUUUACUGAUGAACGAGUGGUGGAGGGAAAAGAGUAUUAUUACCGGAUCAAAGCCGUCAACAAAGCCGGUCCCGGUGAUCCGAAUGAUCAUGGACGAUCGGUGAAAGCAAAAGCUAAGCCAAGUGAGCCUCGUUUCAUCAAAGGCGGCAUCAAAGAUCAACGCUUGAAAGUGGGUGAAACGAUCAAAUAUGACGUGCCGAUCUCUGGAGAACCGACGCCUGAAGUGAGCUGGUUGGUGAAUGGAAAACCACUGAAAUCGGGCGGUCGAGUGAAGAUGACAACAGAAAGGGGAAGACACGUGUUAAAGAUCGAGAACGCUGAGCGCGGUGAUUCGGGCAAGUUCACGAUUGUGCUCAAGAAUCCGUCGGGCACUUGCGAAGACUCGGCCGUGGUCACCGUUGUGGGUAGACCGGCGCCACCAGAGGGCCCACUUGACGUGAGUGAUGUGUGCGCUGACGGAGCGACAGUCGGCUGGAAUCCACCAAAAGAUGAUGGAGGAGAUCCGUUGACUGGAUACAUUGUUGAGGCACAAGAUUUGGAUCAAAAGGGCAAAUUUGUUGAGGUCGGCCGAGUCGACCCGGGCACCACGAAUCUCAAAGUGAAAGGCCUCAAGAACAAGGGAAACUACAAGUUUAGAGUCAAAGCCGUGAACAACGAGGGAGAAUCGGAGCCACUCACUGCUGAUGAUUACACGACGAUCAAGGAUCCGUGGGAUGAACCGGGAAAACCCGGGCGUCCGAUGGUCACCGACUAUGACGCCGAUCGGAUUGAUCUUGCCUGGGAUCCGCCAUUGAAAGACGGUGGAGCCCCAAUUGAGCAAUACAUUGUUGAAGUGAGAGAUCCGGUGACAAAAGAAUGGAAAGAGAUCAUGAGAUCACCAACGACGAAUGCUUCGGUGAAAGGACUCAAGGAGGGAUCUGAAUAUCAAUUCCGAGUGAGAGCUGUGAACAAGGGCGGCGCCGGUCAACCCUCGGAACCAUCUGAGAAACAAAUGGCUAAGCCGAAAUUCGUCCCUGCUUGGCUGAAACACGAAUGCCUUCGAUCGAUCACUGUGAAAGCCGGACAAUCUGUGAGAUGGGAUGUGAAGAUUGGAGGAGAACCACCACCGGAUGUAACCUGGACAAGAGACGGAAAAGCCGUUGAGAUGAACGCUCGGCUCUCGAUUGAGACAAAGAAAACCGAUCACACGAUUCUCUGCAUUUCAGCGGCAGCUCGAGGCGAUAUUGGAGAAUAUCGGUUGACAGUGAAAAACUCCUAUGGAGAGGAUACCGAGGCGGCAAAUCUUACGGUGCUCGAUCGCCCCGCGAAACCUGAGGGUCCACUUGAGGUCACCGACGUCUUCGAAGACAAUUGCAAUCUCGCCUGGAAACCACCAAAGGAUGAUGGCGGUGAGCCGAUCGAGUACUACGAGGUUGAGAAGCUCGACACAUCCACUGGCCGAUGGGUACCGUGUGCCAAAGUGAAAGACACAAAGGCACAUAUUGAUGGCUUGAAAAAGGGACAAACGUAUCAAUUCCGUGUGAAAGCCGUGAAUAAAGAGGGAGCAUCGGAUGCGUUGAAUGCUGAUAAAGAGACCAAAGCGAAGAAUCCGUACGAUGAACCCGGAAAACCCCCGCCACCCGAUAUUGUUGAUUGGGAUUCGAACAAGGUAUCCCUUGCCUGGGAACCUCCAAGCUCUGAUGGUGGUGCACCGAUCACUGGCUACAUCAUUGAAAAGAAAAGCAAACACGGAAAAGAGUGGCAAGAGUGCGCGAAAGUUGGUCCUCAAUGUGAAGCGGAUGUAUUGAAUCUGAAAGAAGGAGAAGAAUAUCAAUUCCGGAUCAAAGCUGUGAACAAAGCUGGCCCAGGAGAAGCCUCGGAUCCAUCACAACGUGUCACCGCUAAGCCGAGAAAUCUAAAGCCAUGGAUUGAUCGAGAGGCGAUGAAGACGAUCACCGUUAAAGUUGGACAAGAUGUAGAAUUUGAUGUGCCAGUGCGUGGUGAGCCACCACCGGACAAAGUGUGGACGUUCAAUGAGAAACCGAUCUCUGAUAAGAUUCGGGUGAACAAUGAGGACUAUCGAACUCAUUUUGUGCUGAAGGGUGCGCAAAGAGCCCAAGCUGGAAAAUAUACACUGACUGCAACGAACGCUAGUGGAAAAGACUCGCACACUGUCGAGGUGAUCGUGCUGGGGAAACCCGGAGCACCGAUGGGACCUUUGGAUGUGACGGAUGUGUUUGAGGAUCAUUGCACAUUGGAAUGGGCACCGCCUGAGGAUGAUGGUGGUUGCCCGAUUGAUCACUAUGAGAUAGAGAAAAUGGAUAUGGCCACGGGUAGAUGGGUUCCUUGUGGAAGAUCGGAUGGCACGACGACUCAAGUGGCGAACUUGCAACCCGGACACGAGUACAAGUUCAGAGUCAAAGCCGUUAAUAAGGAAGGAGAGUCAGAGCCGUUGACAGCAGACACGGCCAUCGUCGCCAAAAAUCCAUAUGAUUUACCUGGAAAGGUUGACAAACCAGAGCUUGUUGAUUGGGAUAAAGAUCAUGUGGAUCUUGCUUGGAAACCAGUGAAUGAUGAUGGAGGAGCACCCAUUGAAGCUUAUAUCAUUGAGAAGAAAGAUAAGAGAGGACGAUGGGAAGAGGCGCUUGUUGUGCCUGGUGAUGCGACAGCGGCUACGAUUGAUGGCUUGAAAGAAGGCGAAGAAUACCAAUUCCGCAUUAGAGCUAAAAACAAGGCUGGCAAAGGAGAAGCGUCUGAUCCAACGGACACCGUUGUGGCUAAAUGCAGAAAUUUGCCACCACACAUUCAUCGCGAAGACAUUGAGGAUCAUGUUUUACGAGUGGGCGGCGCUGUUGAUUUCAAGAUUCACAUCGAUGGAGAACCGGCACCGAAUGUCACCUGGACUUUCACUGGUGGAUCAGUGCAUGGUGCCGGCGUUCAAACAGACGAUCAAGAUUACCUCUCUCGUUUCUGUAUCCCGAAAGCCACGCGGAAACAAAGUGGCAAGUAUACAAUCACUGCCACAAACGAGAAUGGAACUGAUUCGGUGACAUUCGAAGUGAAAGUGAAAGGAAAACCCGGGAAACCGAAAGGACCGCUUGAUGUAACUGAUGUGUUUGAGGAUCGAUGCAAUUUAGACUGGAAACCACCAGAGGAUGACGGCGGAGAGCCGAUUCAAUUCUACGAAAUCGAGAAGAUGAACACAAAAGACGGAUUGUGGGUCCCAUGUGGUCGCACAGCUGACACAAAAUUCCAAGUGGACACCCUCAACAAAGGGGAUCACUACAAAUUCCGUGUCAAGGCAGUGAACGGCGAGGGAGCCUCAGAACCAUUGGAAAACGAGGCGGAGAUUCUUGCAAAAAUCCCUACGAGAGACCGGAUAAACCCGGGGAAACCUGAGCCAACCGAUUGGGACUUUGAUCAUGUUGAUUUGAAAUGGGAUCCACCAUUGAACGAUGGAGGCGCGCCUAUUGAAGAGUACCAAAUCGAGAAGAGAACAAAAUAUGGACGAUGGGAACCAGCAAUCAGUGUCCCUGGUGGUCAAACGACAGCCACUGUGCCUGAUUUGACACCAAACGAAGAAUACGAAUUCCGUAUUGUUGCUGUGAAUAAAGGAGGACCUUCUGAUCCAUCAGAUCCAUCAAAACCCGUUAUAGCGAAACCAAGAAAUUUGGCUCCAAAGAUCGACCUUGGCGCUUUGAAAGACAUCACCAUUCGUGCUGGCCAAAUUUUGGCUUUCGAUGUACCCGUUGACGGAGAACCAACCCCAACACUCACCUGGUCUGGCCCUGGAGGAAAAGAAUUGAAAAAUGGAGGCAGAAUCAAAUUGGAAAAUCCACCGAAUGUCACCAAAUUCCAAAUGCGUCAAACUGAACGCGGAGACACUGGAAAGUACACGUUGAAGGCACAAAAUGAGAAUGGAACCGAUUCGGCUACGUGCAAUGUGACCGUCAUCGACAAACCAUCCCCGCCACAAGGCCCACUUGAGGUCUCAAAUGUUCAAGCGAAUCAAGUGACUCUUGAUUGGAAACCACCAGAGGAUGAUGGAGGAGUUCCAUUGGAGAAUUAUCUCAUCGAGAAAUUCGACACAGCCACUGGCAGAUGGGUACCGGCGUUGAAGGUACCCGCCGGGCAAACAACCGCCAAUGUGGAUGGACUUCUUGAAGGUCAUGAAUACAAAUUCCGCGUUUCUGCAGUAAACUCUGAAGGAGAAUCGGCUCCAUUAGAGACAUUUUCUCCAAUUGUCGCUAAGAAUCCCUACGAUAAACCGGGUAAACCCGGACAACCUGAAGUCACUGAUUGGGAUAAGGAUCAUGUUGAUCUUAAGUGGACCCCACCAAAAGAUGAUGGAGGCGCACCAUUGGAGAACUAUGUGAUCGAGGUGAAAGACGAAUUCUCACCAAAUUGGAAAGAAAUCAAAACGGUGCCCGCCGGUCAAACGGAAGCAUCGGUGAAUGGAUUGAAAGAGGGAGAGAAGUACACUUUCCGAAUUCGAGCCAAGAACAAAGCUGGAACUGGAGACCCCUCCGAUCCAACGAAUUCUGUCACAUGCAAGCCGAGACAUUUGGCGCCGGUGAUCGAUCGAAAUUCGAUUCAAGAGUUGCGCGUGCGAGCCGGUCAAGACUGUGGAUUAGUGAUUCCAGUGAGCGGAGAACCACCACCACAGAUCACCUGGACUUUUGCUGGCGAACCAGUGGAAUCAGAUGAUCGUAUCCGGGUGCAAACCGAGGACUAUAAGACCAAGUUCAGCAUCAGAAAAUCGAAGAGAGAAGACGCGGGCACGUAUCUGAUCACAGCGAAGAAUGAGAGUGGAGUGGAUACGGCUGAGGUGAAAGUGAUCGUUCUUGAUCAUCCAACGAAACCACGCGGUCCGUUGAACGUCUCAAAUGUGACGAAAAACACCUGUGAUCUUGAUUGGAAACCACCAGAGGAUGAUGGCGGAGCUGAAAUCUCUCACUAUGUAGUGGAGAAACAAGAUCAGGCAACUGGUCGCUGGGUUCCAUGCGGAGAAAGUCAAGACACUCACAUGAAAGUCAACGAUCUCACGCCCGGACACGAGUACAAAUUCCGAGUGAAAGCUGUGAAUAGAUAUGGUGACUCUGAUCCACUGGAGGCUGACACAUCGAUCGUUGCCAAGGAUCCAUUCGAUACGGCUGGAAAACCAGGAAUCCCUGAGAUUACCGAUUGGGACAAGGAUCGAGCUGAUCUCAAGUGGGCUCCACCUAGCGACGAUGGAGGCGCUCCUGUUGAACAAUAUCUCGUUGAAAUGCGUGAUGGGAAUGGAAAUUGGGUGGAAGCGGCCGUUGUGCCCGCAGAUCAGACAACAGCCUCGGUGAAAGGAUUGAAAGAAGGACAUCAAUAUCAAUUCCGAGUGAAAGCCAUUAACAAAGCCGGACAAUCGGCUCCAUCCGAUCCAUCGAGACAUUUGUUGGCAAAGGCUAGACAUGUUCCACCAAAGAUCGAUCGGAAAAUGUUCGAGGAUUUGAAAGUUCGUGCUGGACAACCGAUCAAAUUUGAUGUAAACGUCGAGGGAGAACCCCAUCCAGUCAUCGAGUGGUUCUACAAUGGAGUACCGCUUAGAUCCGAUGAGAGGGUUAAGAUUGACAAUACAGCUGAUCAUAACACCAAGUUGACGACAAGAGACGCGCAAAGAGUCGACGCUGGCAAGUACAAGAUUGUCGCCACAAAUGACAGUGGAAAGGAUGAGCACGAGGUUGAUGUGAACGUGCUUGAUGUCCCUAGUGAUCCAAAGGGACCACUCCGAGCCGAUGACAUCACCAAGGAUAGUGCGGUGAUCUCGUGGAAAGAACCCGAGGAUGAUGGUGGAUCACCGAUUACUGGCUAUAUUGUUGAGAAACAAGAAGAUGGUGGAAGAUGGGUACCGUGCGGUGAAACAGACGGCACACAACUUAAAGUCGGCAAACUCAACGAGGGACAUGAAUACAAAUUCCGGGUUCGAGCUGUGAAUAGGCAAGGCCAAUCGGGAAAUCUUGAGUCACGCGAUUCAAUUGUCGCCAAGAAUCCCUUCGAUGAACCCGAUCCACCAACGGAUGUCACACCAGUUGAUUGGGAUAAAGAUCAUGUGGAUCUCGCUUGGAAGGCCCCGGCAAAUGACGGUGGAGCACCGAUUGAGAAAUACAUCGUCGAAAAGAAAGACAAAUACGGAGAUUGGGUCGAGUGCGCUGUGGUGCCCGGUGAUCAGACAAAGGCUACUGCUCCAAAUCUGACUCCCGGGGAAACGUACCAAUUCCGGGUGAAAGCUGUGAACAAAGCUGGCCCUAGCAAGCCAUCUCAAGCCACAGGGCCAGUGGUGGCGAAAGCAAGACGACAAGCGCCAAAGAUCAAUCUCGAUGGAUUGACGGAUUUGAGAGUGAAAGCCGGGACACCGAUCAAAAUCGACGUCUCGUUUGAGGGAGCACCCGCUCCAACAGCCACCUGGAAAAUCGGCGAUAAGCCGGCAGCUGGCGAUGAUCGAGCUGAGGUGAAAUCCACCCCAAGCACCUCAUCGCUCGUGAUCCCAGCUUGUCGAAGAGGUGACUCUGGUCAAUAUUUCAUCACAGUUGAGAAUGAAUUCGGCAAGGAUACCGCUAAAUGCAAUGUCACCGUUUUGGAUGUACCCGAAGCGCCGAAAGGACCAAUGAAAAUUGGAGACAUUCACAAAGAGGGAUGCACUUUGCAAUGGAAACCACCAGAGGAUGACGGAGGAUCGGAUAUCUUGCAUUAUGUUGUUGAGAAGAUGGACACGACAAGAGGCACUUGGCAAGAGGUUGGCCAAUUCCCCGACUGUGAGGCCAAGGUGACCAAACUGCAACCGGGCAAAGAGUACCUCUUCCGCGUGAAAGCUGUCAAUUUACAAGGCGAGAGUAAACCGCUUGAAGCCGACGAGCCGAUCAUCGCGCGAAAUCGCUUUGAUGUCCCCGAUGCACCUGAGAAACCGGAAGUGACCGAUUGGGAUAAAGAUCGUAUCGAUAUCAAGUGGAAUCCACCGGCCAACAAUGGAGGAUCGCCGAUCAAGGGAUACAUCGUCGAGAAGAAAGAGAAAGGCUCAGCAAUGUGGGUGGAAGCAGGUCGACCAACAGGCACCGCGUUCUCAGCCACAAAUCUGAAGCCAGGCGUGGAAUAUGAACUCCGUGUGAAAGCGAUCAAUGAAGCCGGAGAGUCGAGACCGUCGGAUCCAUCCGAUUCCCAGAUCACUAAGGCUCGCUAUGUAAAGCCGCAGAUAAUGACUCGAGAUCGAAAGAUUAAAAUCAAAGCCGGACACACUCACACCAUGGAAAUUGACUUUAUCGGAUCGCCUGAGCCAACUGCUGUUUGGACGAAGGAUGGAAAGGAGGUCCCUGCCGAGUUGAUGGUCGACAAGAAGACCGGCAAAGCCUCAAUCUUCUUCCCAUCAGCAAAACGAGAACAAAGUGGCACCUACAAGUUGAAAUUGAAGAAUGAUAUUGGGGAAGAUGAGGGAGAUUUCGAAGUUGUCGUCCAAGAUCGACCAUCACCUCCAGAAGGACCUCUCGAAGUGUCCGAUGUAACGAAGGACAGCUGUACUCUUGCAUGGAAUCCGCCAAAGGACGACGGUGGCUCGGAAAUCACGAACUAUGUGGUCGAGAAGCGAGACAUCAAAUCAGGCACCUGGGCACCGGUGUCGAAUUUCGUCGCUGGAACUACUUGCACUGUGCCCAAGCUACAAGACGGACACGAAUACGAAUUCCGUGUCGUCGCGCAAAACGCUUUCGGCUCCUCCGAUCCGUUGACAACCGAUCGCCCAGUGCUUGCCAAAGAUCCAUUCGGCACUCCUGGAAAACCAAGCAAGCCACAGAUCACCGACACUGACAAUGAUCAUAUUGAUAUUCAGUGGGAUCCGCCAAGAGACAACGGCGGAUCACCGAUCUCACACUAUGAUGUAGAAAGAAAAGAUGCGAAGUCAGGCAGAUGGAUCAAGGUGAACACGCAGCCAGUGAUGGGCACAGCAUUCAAAGAUGAACGAGUGCAGAAAGAUCACACUUACGAGUACAGAGUGGUUGCGGUGAACAAAGCGGGACCUGGAGAACCAUCAGAUCCAUCGGAUCCUGCCACAGCGAAACCGAUGUUCGAAGCACCGAGAUUCGACUUGGGAAUCGACGGAAAAGAGUUCCGAGUGAAAGCCGGAGAUCCGUUACUCAUCCAGAUUCCGUUCUCUGGAUCACCGAAACCUGAGAUCUCGUGGACAAGAGAUGGCCAACCGUUGCCAAACAUUGACACCACUGACUCUAUCACACAACUGCAUAUUUUGACGGCGAGAAAGUCGGAUGCUGGACCGGUGAAAAUUCGAGCCGUCAACAAAUUGGGCGAAGCGGAGGCGAAUAUCAAGAUCACGGUGAUUGAUCGACCAUCGCCACCCGAGAAUCUCACCUAUCCGGAGAUUUCCCGACGAUCGGCUACGCUUAAAUGGGAUCCACCGAAAGAUGAUGGCGGUGCGGAGAUCAUUGGCUACAAGAUCGAAUACCAACAAGAGGGAUCGAUGUUCUGGGAGAAAGUGCCGCAAACUGUUGCCGCCACGCAAUUCACUGUUAGGGGAUUGGAGCACGGGGCACGGUAUCGCUUCCGCAUUCGGAGCCGAGAAUAUGGCUGGAUUGAUGACUUUGACCCACCAGGCGCUCCAAGUACUCCCGAUAUCACUGGCUAUGACACCAACUCGGUUUCUCUCAAAUGGAAUCCACCAAGAGAAGACGGUGGUUCACCGAUUUUGGGCUACGUGAUCGAGAGAUUUGAGAAGAAAGGUGGAGGCGAUUGGGCGCCGAUUCGAAUGCCGUUAAUCAGAGGCACCGAGACGACGAUCAGAAACCUCUUUGAGGGUGAAACCUAUCAAUUCCGCGUGCGCGCUGUCAACGCUGCUGGCGAGGGUCCACCAAGUAAUGGAAGUGAACCUGUCACUUGUAAACCGUUCGUUGUGCCACCUGGUGCUCCGGAUGCUCCACAUGUUGGUAAAACGACAAAGAACUCGGCUGAGCUCACUUGGAUGAGGCCAACGUUUGAUGGAGGAGCGCCAAUUGAUGGAUACAUUGUUGAGAAGAGGAAAGUUGGAGACUCAAAUUGGUCUCGAUGCAAUGAGAAGCCAGUCAAGGACUGUCGCCUGAAUGUUGAAGGACUAAAGGAAAAGAGCAAUACGAAUUCCGUACCAUCAGAUCCAGUCACCAUUCAGGAUGCACCUGGUCGCCCGGUUUUCGAUCUCUCUGGCUUGCGGGAUAUUGUCGUACGAGCUGGUGAAACAAUCGAAAUCAAAAUCCCAUUCUCUGGUGGAAAUCCAAAACCAACAAUCGACGCUUUUAAUGGAACUCAGCCAAUCUACGAGGACUCGAGAACAACUGCUGAGGUGAUGCCCGAUCACAUCCUCAUCACUACCACAAACGCCAAGCGAACUGAUGGAGGACCAUAUAAAAUUGUGCUCUCUAAUCGAUUUGGUAAAGAUGAAGCGAAGUUGAAUGUCACUGUUUUGGACGCGCCUGGGAAACCAACUGGACCGAUCACUGCUAGUGAAAUUAGUGGUGAAGAAAUGACGCUUCAUUGGCGACCACCGAAAGAAGAUGGAGGCGCUCCGGUCACCAAUUAUGUUGUUGAAGCAAGGACGAAGAAUGGAGAAUGGAAGAGAAUUGGGCAACCAAUUGGAUGCCAAUUUAAAGCAAGAAAUCUCAUCAAGAAUCAAGACUAUGAAUUCCGUGUCUCGGCAGAGAAUCAAUUUGGAGUCGGCGAGCCGCUUGUUAGUGAUGAUUCGUUUAGAGCAAAAGAUCCAUUUGAUACCCCUGGAGCGCCUGGACGUCCAGGAACCUAUGGAAACAAAUCCGGAUUCAAUCCUGACAAUGCUCCAUGCAAGCCGAAGAUUGACAUGGGUUUGUUGACAAGAGAUGUUACAGUUUAUGCUGGAGAGAUUGGAAAGCAACAAUCAAAUUCAAAGUUGUUUGACAAACCGGCACCACCUGAGGGACCAUUGGAGGUGACUGAUAUCUCACCCGAUGGUUGUCUUGUCUCAUGGAAAGAACCAAAAUCUGAUGGUGGAUCACCGAUCACUAAUUAUAUUUUGGAAAAGAUGCAUGUUGGUAGAGGAAAUGAUCGAUGGGAAAAAGUCUCAUCAUUUGUUCGAAACACGAAUCUUUAUGUGACCGGCUUGCACGAGAACGAGAAAUAUAAAUUCCGGUACGAGCUGAGAAUCAAUACGGUGUCUCCGAUCCACUCGAGUGCCGAGAACCGAUCACUGCUCGAUAUCAAUUCAAUGUACCUGAUGCUCCCGAUCAACCAUCUGCGAGAGAUAUGGAUCGAACUUGGAUCGAUCUCAAUUGGGAAACCCCGCACGAUGGGGGAUCGAAGAUUUUGGGAGAACAAUGUGCGAAUCGCUGGCCUCAGGGAUUGUGGAGAAUACGAGUUCCGAGUGCAGGCGAAGAACGCAGCUGGACUCUCGAAGCACUCGCCGGUGGCGAAACUGACGCUGAAGUCACGCAUCGCUCCACCCGGCCCACCAACCCAGCCAGCCGCUCAAUCAAUCGGCCGCAAUCACGUCACUCUCACCUGGGGCGCUCCCAUUGAUGAUGGUGGCUCAAAAGUCACUGGCUAUCAUGUAGAAAUGAGAGAAUAUGGAUCAUCCAACUGGUAUCAGGUCUCCGAUUAUGCCAUUCUUGAGCCAGAGUUCACUGUGCCUAACCUCAAAGAGUUCCACGAUUAUGAGUUCCGAAUUGUUGCCGAGAACAAGGCGGGUCGCGGUUUCCCCAGCUUACCCACUGCACCAAUCAAGAUUCAAGAGAUGGGUGGAUCGAAGCCGGAGAUUGUUGUCAAACCGGAAGAUACUACUCAACCGUAUAACAGACGAGCUGUGUUUGUUUGUGAAGCUGUGGGCAGGCCUGAACCUACUGCUAGAUGGCUGAGAAAUGGGAGAGAGCUGCCGGAAAGCACGAGGUAUCGCUUCGAAGCUCAUGAUGGAGUCUACAAAUUCACGAUUAAAGAAGUCUGGGACAUUGACGCUGGAGAGUACAUGCAUCCAACAAUUCGAACGGUUGGAUUUGAUGAUCAUUUCUUGAUCACAAUUACUUCACUUCAACCAACGGAAACUGGAAGAUACGAGUAUACAGUGAGCAAUGACAGUGGAGAAGCGACAACUGGACCAUUAUCUUUCGAACAUGUGGGCAAAGAUUAUGUGACACUUUCUUGGAGACCACCAGUUGAUGAUGGAGGCUCAAGAAUUAGGGGAUAUUUGAUUGAGAAGCGAGAUAUUUUGAGAGAAGAAUGGACCACUGUCGCCUCACAAGUCAGAGAAUUGUCCUACAUGGCGCAGGCACUUUUCGAGAAUCAUGAGUACGAGUUCAGAGUUUCGGCUUUUAACGAAAAUGGUGUUGGUGCGCCGCUCGUCUCCGAUAACUCGGUCAUUACAAAGCUGCCAUUUGAUCCACUGGUCCACCAACGAAUGCUGAGAUUGCGCAAAUUGGAAGCGAUUUCCUUACUUUAUCGUGGCUUCGUCCGAUCUCUGAUGGUGGUGGUCGAAUUCGUGGCUAUAAUCUUUGCUGUCAAUGAAGCUGGCUUCUCAGAAGCGCUUGAGGUGCCAAAGUUGAAAUUUUUGGCUGCUGGUGGUGGAUCACCGCCAAGAAAUCAUCAGACAAGCCUCAGAUGUGUACGGAGAAACAGACCAGAGAUUAAAUGGUUGCGAGGGAUGAAAGAACUUGUUUCCACUUCGAAGUACACUUUAUUGAACAAGGAACUAUUCAAACACUUAUUGUCAACGAUGUGCAAGCUGAUGACGCUGAUGAGUACUCUUGUCGGGCAGUUAAUGCAAAAGGAACGAGGAACAACAAGAGCUCAACUCAAAGUCAAGACAAAGCCAAGAGUUUUCGUACCACCGAAAUAUCAUGGAGGAUAUGAGGCACAAAAGGGUGAAACGAUUGAGAUUCAAUUGCCAUAUAAAGCUUUCCCAGCUGGUGAGGGAAGAUGGACAAAAGAUGGGGAAAAGAUUGAGAAUGGGGAGAAAUAUUCGAUCACAAGUGAUGAGAAAACGGUGAGCAUUGAGAAUUUCCGGGAGCAUCGAGAGAAGAUUAUGGAACGUAUCGAGCGACAGUUGAGAAUAGUGGCUGAUCGACCCGAUCCACCGAGAGCACCACAGAUUGAAAAUGUUCUCGAUGAGGCAGUGAUUCUCUCAGUGGAAACCACCACGGAAUUCACCUACAUCACGAUCGAGGGACUCAAAGCUCUUCACCAAUACGAAUUCCGGGUGACAGCUGAGAAUAAACACGGAAUCUCUAGAAUCCAUGUGAACCAACAAAUGCUGUCACAAUUCCUGGUGAUGGCCGUCGUCGAAGAAGGAAUUACGAUGUGGAUGAGAGUGGAAAGAUCAUCCGGGGACAGAGGAACGCCCGCUUCCAAUUAUGAUGGGCUGUCGAUAUCAAGACAUCGUCAAUCAUAUUAUAAAUACGAUAUCUGUGAGGGAGAUCCGGAAGAAAGAGUCGCUGAUGAACAGAACAAAAUGAGCGAGAAAGAAGCUGCGAACUAUAUGCGUCAAGUUUCCACUCCAUUGGAUCCAAGAAAUCACGUGAAAGUCACCACUGGAACCGCAGAAUUUGCGGCUCCUGAAGUAGCGAAUGGGGGGGCUGUUGGAUAUUACACUGAUAUGUGGAGUGUUGGAGUGCUUUCGUAUAUCUUAUUAUCUGGUCUUUCACCAUUUGGUGGAGGAAAC
Mesorhabditis belari is the source of this 17010-nucleotide messenger RNA. The record is from the annotation of a GenBank genome assembly. NCBI's taxonomy places the organism in Eukaryota, Metazoa, Nematoda, Chromadorea, Rhabditida, Rhabditidae.